Gadus chalcogrammus (walleye pollock) is the source of this 1380-nucleotide messenger RNA. RefSeq names its product troponin T type 2a (cardiac) (gene tnnt2a). Gene Ontology annotation, cellular component: troponin complex. The transcript is spliced from 15 exons. The record is from RefSeq and is a predicted model, not a curated record. Gene Ontology annotation, biological process: sarcomere organization; regulation of muscle contraction; cardiac muscle contraction. Lineage: Eukaryota; Metazoa; Chordata; Actinopteri; Gadiformes; Gadidae. Gene Ontology annotation, molecular function: troponin I binding; tropomyosin binding; troponin C binding. Bases 220 to 1098 code for a protein of 292 amino acids.
GUCCCCUAGCAUUUGACUUUCUCCCUCUGAUACCCUCUCUGCCGUGUGUGUGUGUGUGUGUUUGUCCACCAGUGUUCGACCCUACUGGUCCCUCAUUCCCACUGAGGUCUCACAGCCAAAAGGGCUUCUUUGGAGCUCCGGGUUUCUCGGAGAGUCUGUGCUAGCGUUGCCUCUCUCUUCAUUCUUUCCAUUCUUAACAGCUGCUGAACACGCGCCGCCAUGUCGGACAACGAAGAAAUAACGGAGGAAUACGAAGAGGAAGUCGAAGAAGAGGAGGAAGCCCCUGAAGAGGCCCCAGGCGAGGAGCAAGAGCCGGAAGAGGAGGAGCUACAACAGGAAGGGGAGGAUCCUGAGGUGGAGGAGGAGCUAGAGGAAGAGACCAAUGAGGAACAAGAUGGUGAAGAUGAGGCCGCGGAGGAUGAAGGAGAAGAAGAAGCAAAGCCUAAAUUCAAGCCGUUCAUCAUGCCUAACCUCAUACCACCGAAGAUACCAGACGGAGAGAAGGUGGACUUUGAUGAUAUCCACCGGAAGAGGAUGGAGAAGGAUCUGACAGAGCUGCAGACACUGAUCGAAGUUCACUUUGUGAGCAGGAAGAAGGAAGAGGAGGAUUUUAUAAACCUUAAGGAACGGAUUGACAAGCGGCGUUCUGAGCGAGCGGAGCAGCAUCGGAUCCGCAGCGAGCGGGAGAAGGAGCGUCAGAAGCGCCUUGAGGAUGAGAGGUCUCGCAAAGAGGAAGAAGAGGCCAAGAAGAAGGCGGACGACGAUGCGAAGAAGAAGAAAACCCUGACCAGCCUCCAUUUUGGGGGCUACAUGCAGAAGGUGGCGGAGAAGCGGAGCGGUAAGCGGCAGACGGAGAGGGAGAAGAAGAGGAAGAUUCUAGCCGACAGACACAAGCAUCUGGACGUGGAGAACAAAAGCGAGGCGGCGCUCAAGGAGAAAGCUCAGGAGUUAUGGGACUGGAUGCACCAACUGGAGCAGGACAAGUUUGAAUUUCAAUACCUGUUUGCCAGACAGAAAUACGAGAUCAACGUGCUAAGGAACCGCGUGAGUGAUCACCAGAAAAUCUCUAAGAGAACUAAGAGAGGCCUGAGGAAAUAGGAACCAAAAAGACAGGAUCAUCCAGAAACAGCAGGCCCCACCCCACCAGCACGUCUCUCUUGCUCUCGACUCAACUACCCCCUCCCCCCGCCGACCCCACCCAGACCCCACCCGCCUCCCUGCCCCACCUAGCUCCCUGCUCCAGCCGUCUACCUGCCACUCCCAGUUGGGCAGCUCAGCACAACCAGUCUGAUUGUAUGUUUUGUGAAUCAUGGGAUUCAUGUGUAUGGCUUGCAAACAUGUGAAAUGGAGAAAAUAAACAUUAUGAUUCAACACUGCUUG